UGACCCCGACUGGGGAAGUGCGUUUACAAUGCUUGGGAUGCAAAUUUGCGCAUAACUUGGGAUGUUUUCUUUGAAAAAUGGAGAUUUUAACGUUUCAUUCGCUCGUGACAUAGAGAUAUGGUUGGAUUGUGUAAGGACAAAGUAGUAACAAUGUAUUUGAGUGGUAUUGCACCCGUCAAUUUACAAGAUAGUCUAAUGAGACAAGCCACUACCAGAGGCCGCUGAGGAUUGUUGAGUGCACAAUCAAAGAUGGCAGCUGAAACUGGGAUACCCUCUGUUUAUUUGGAGCACCAAUUAUCGCACGUGGGCCGAGGAGCAAAGAAAACUAAAAGGUCUUUGAUUGACCGCCUUCGCCACUGCAAGAGUUCACACAGUCGCUCGUGGAAUGACAGCAUAAAAACUGUCCGCAGCUGCGUUGGGGAGCGGCGUUCACAAACAGACGCAAGUGAUUCUACUCAGGUUCAGCAUUGUUUGGACACAUUGCAAAAAGCUAUGAAGGUCAUAUCACCACAGACUUUGAAGGAAAGACUGGACCUCAUAGGGCGACAGUUGGGCUUAAGUGUCCAAAUUCAAGAGCAGAAGAUUUCUUUGGGCAUGGAUGCUUUUCAUGUCGAGGUCUUAUUAGGAGAAGAUGGAGUCAUCAACAGUGUGAAACUUGCCAAUCAGGGUGAUGUCAUGGAUUGUCCUGACUUAAAAGAUAUUUUGAAACGCGGCAAUUUCUCGGAGUUUGUUGAGCAUUUACAAGGCCUUCAAAGUAUUUAUCAAGUUACUUCUGAUGAAAAACUCAAAUCAAAAGCAUUUCUGGCUCUUCAAGCUCUUGAGAAAGAUCUCAAUCAACUUGCUCAGUUUCAAAAUUCUAUCAGUGGAGUUGCCAACUACAUUCAUAAGUGUCCCUUGGGAAUCAUGCUGCCUCGACUUGCUGGGAAACCUAUGAAGCUGAUUUAUUUUGUAUCACCUUAUGACUUGCUGGACAAGAAAUCACUCACUGCCCAUCCUUUGACUGUUGAAGCCAUUACUGAGAACUUUCUGGGGCAAAGUGUGACUGUAUGUAUUGAGCCAGUGCCUGAGUCAGCCCCUUUGAAUAAACUCCAAACAAUGCCAUUGAUGAAUGUCAGCAUCACUCAGGAUGGGAAAAGCCUUCCAUCUUUUUCUGGUGUCAGCCAGAUCAACAGCAUGAUGCUGCCUGCCAGUUUUGUACUUGUGCUACCUCAAAGCAUACCUGUGUCCUCUCAAAUUCUGCAGAAAAUCACAAGUCUUACAAAUCUAGAAAUCCACAAAGAGGCAGAAAGCAAAAAUUUGCAUUCAUUGAUCUUGGAAAAUUUUUCAAACCGGCCUGUCAAAGACUGUCACAAAUUACUUGUGUCACUACCAGAUCAGCAGCAUAUUUAUUUCCUGAAUGGAGGUGGACAGGAUCAACAGGGAGUGAUGAUCUCCCGGAUCCCUUUCACCCACCCAACUCAUGUGCCCAAGAUUCUCAGUCUCAUGAGGCAACAGCUGCUGUUCAAUAUCGUUAUUGCCAGCUGCAUUAGGACAGGGGCAAAGAAAGACACAGUGAACAGUAUUGUGUUUGAGGUUUCUGCUGUGUCUCUGCAACAACUGACCAUCGUGUUUGAGCACCCAGCAUAUGACACUAUGAUUACAGUUGAUAUUGAUCUAACGGACAUCACAAACCUGAAGUGUCGAGUGACCUGUACCAAUACAGAUCAUGUCCUGUGUUCGGAUGAGGCAGUCUCAAGAGUGUUCCAAAGGUAAAGUUAUUUCUGUUGUUUGUUAAAGGAAAUUUGGAUAUAUUGAGGUCUGACCUGCGAAGUACUCCCAAUAAAAUGGCAGCCUGUUUAACCCUAACUCUGGCAAGGGCCGGCCCAUUUCCUGCUGUGAAGCUGGCAGGGCCAAUCUCAUAGGACCAUAUAGUGCUGCCUCUGCCUUCCAACUAUAUAUUUGGGGCUGCCUGAAGUGAUUUCUGAUAGGCUAAAGGGCUAACCUCCUACCAAUCAGAAUAU
Messenger RNA from Aplysia californica (California sea hare), 2000 nucleotides. RefSeq names its product mediator of RNA polymerase II transcription subunit 1. The record is from RefSeq and is a predicted model, not a curated record. Gene Ontology annotation, cellular component: mediator complex. Lineage: Eukaryota; Metazoa; Mollusca; Gastropoda; Aplysiida; Aplysiidae. Bases 250 to 1752 code for a protein of 500 amino acids. Gene Ontology annotation, biological process: regulation of transcription by RNA polymerase II. The transcript has 15 exons. Gene Ontology annotation, molecular function: transcription coregulator activity.